This is a messenger RNA of Diachasmimorpha longicaudata, 2021 nucleotides long. RefSeq lists its product as uncharacterized. Lineage: Eukaryota; Metazoa; Arthropoda; Insecta; Hymenoptera; Braconidae. Bases 210 to 1493 code for a protein of 427 amino acids. Gene Ontology annotation, molecular function: olfactory receptor activity; odorant binding. Gene Ontology annotation, biological process: sensory perception of smell; detection of chemical stimulus involved in sensory perception of smell. Gene Ontology annotation, cellular component: plasma membrane. The transcript has 8 exons. The record is from RefSeq and is a predicted model, not a curated record.
CAUUUUAUUAUGCAUCACCUGCCAUUAUCUCCUCGUGCAUAAGUGAUGGAUAAUUGUAUCCAAUGAUCGAUUUUUCUGAAUGAUUAACGAGGUCUAUGUCGCCCUCAUGAAUGCAUUGAUAACCAUCAGUCACAUCAGCCGAAACUGCUCCGGGAAAAAUCAGUCCUUCAACAUCGUCAACGAAGACAUUUAUUUCCUUGACUUCAGACAUGACCACGAGAAAACGUUUCUCCCUGAAUGAAUACUAUUCUGACUUCAACCUGAAAUGGCUCGUGUAUUUUGAAAAUAUUUACACUUGUGAAGGCAUGUGGAACCGACACGACGACGACAGCAGGAAGUGGCUCUAUUACUGCUGCUACUCCAGCGUAAGUAUAUUCGUCAUAUUCGUGGUGAGGACGAUGGGGUGUGUCCAUCGAGUUUGGCUGACGAAGGAGGACUUCAUGGCGUGCACCAUGUCCUCGUCGUUUGCUGCUGGAUAUCUCUGCACAAUCAUGAAGAACAUCAACCUCAUCAUGAGGCGGUCGGAUAUUGUGUUCAUUUUGGAGACAUUCAAUUGGGAGAGGAAUAUCUCAUGUACACGAGAAAUCGCAACUCAUCGAAAUAGGUGUGUAACAGGUGCAAUAAAAACGACUAAAAAAUUUACGUUCAUAUGGGCGAUCAUCGUCACCCUCUACAACGUAUUUUUCUUCUACUCUUCAUUGGUGGAAAACGGUUGGUCAAUUGAUGCUCUACCGAUCAGCGACACACCGUUGAAGAGAAUAGCCAGAGGUCACAAUUUUUGGAUCGUUCUCACCCUUGACUUCAUCACAUGGUCUGCAUUCACGUACACCAUUCUGGCCCAUGACAGCCUCUUCUUGAGUCUGAUGAUCCAGACCUCCGCGCAAUUGAAUAUUCUCAACCAUCGUCUGAAAAAUUGUGCCAACGACCGCGCAGUGAGGUAUGGAGAGGACACACCAGAUGCCGAUGUAAUCCAGUUCGACUGCUGCGAAAUAAAUAUCAAGACUGAGAGUCUCGAUCCUAAUGAGGAGCUGAUCAAGUGCAUUCAACAUUAUCAGCAGAUAUUCCAGAUUGUAAAGACGUUGCAAAGUGUUUUUGGCAGCAUUCUCCUGCCCCAAUUAAUUUCCAGCCUUACAAUGAUGUCCCUCAUCGGCUUCCACGUGUUCGUGGCAAAAACAAUCGACUUGAGUAAGCCACCAAAAGCGAUUUUCAUCACCGUUUUCUUCGAGAGCCUCCUGUGUCAAUUAUUCGCCUUCUGCUGGAGUGGUGACUGCAUCAUCGAGGAGAGUGAUAAGACCAGCACAUCACUGUACCAGUCAUGCUGGUAUCGAGGGAAUCGUUCAUUUCGAACGAACGUCAAGGUAUUCUCUUCACUCGUGGAAAAUCCUAUGGUGGUCAGCGCUGUCGGCCUCUUCGAUCUCUCGGUUAUUACGUACAAGAACAUAAUAAUUAAGUCAUACUCUGCAAUGACGGUCUUGAAGAAGGCUUACAAAUGAAAGGAAAUAUUAUACACUGAAUAUACAUCAGGUGCAAUCAAUGUUGAAUCAUAUACAAUACGUAAAGAUUAUGUUGCCAUUCACAAUCGCAAUCGUGGUAACGAAAUAGCACAGAUGCAUCCACGAUCGCAUGAUGAAUCGCCUAAUGACACCCACCAUGAACACACAGAUGCAUAAUUUUUUACUUUACAAAAUGCUGACAUUCUCAGGGACAGGAGAAUGAAAGUGUCUAUGGCAUCUGUAUUUUUAAUUCCCAUCAGGGAGGAAUCCCAGGGAGUAUUUGAGAUAUUCAUCAGGACAUUCUGACAGGUUGAAAUUGGUUGCUGUGUCCAAGAAAAAUUGCAGAUCAAUUUUCAAUCUUCGCAGGUGAAUAAUUCAAGAGAAAUUAUAAUUCAUGCGCUAAUAAAAUCCCAUUUAAUGAGUUAAUCCUGACAUCAACGGAAUUGUGACGUAAUUUUCUGUCAAUUUGUGAUUCUUUUUUAUAAUUUUCAUCGAAUAAACAUAAUAAGAAAAUGUCUGUCCUUUUAU